Onthophagus taurus is the source of this 2270-nucleotide messenger RNA. It is a transcript of the gene Ptp69D, whose product is annotated as Protein tyrosine phosphatase 69D. Gene Ontology annotation, molecular function: protein binding; protein tyrosine phosphatase activity; cation binding. NCBI's taxonomy places the organism in Eukaryota, Metazoa, Arthropoda, Insecta, Coleoptera, Scarabaeidae. Gene Ontology annotation, biological process: protein dephosphorylation. The record is from RefSeq and is a predicted model, not a curated record.
AUGCAUGUUUCCAACCUAAAAAUUGUUGACAACUCAAUUACAUAUUCUCACUUGUGUUAAAAUAAUUAUAAAAUCUAUAAAAAUAUCUACAUGUAUAUAAAAGAAAUACACUUAUAACAAUCAUCUAUGCGAAGUAUGUAAUUAAAACAAUACCUGGGGAUCGAUCAAAGUAGGGACAUUAAUAAUUAGAAAAUGUUUACAAAAUUAAAAAACGUCCUGUCGGGCCCCGAUUCAGAACAGCCUCCAAAACAACCAACAACUAAAGAAACGGCUAAGUACCCUUAUUCUAGACCUCAUUUCUUGCAAUUAAAUGAGGAUGAAAUACAAGCUUCAAUAGAUCAUCGCUUAAGACCUAUCAUAAGCCCCAGCAGAAAAUUAGCCAACUUUUCUGGGUAUGCAGAAUGUAUAAAUGGGGGUAAAAGCAAAUAUAAUGAGGAUCAAGCUGUUACACACCAAGCUGUCUUAGCAUCUGGACAUGUUAAGAUACCCUAUACUUAUUUUGCUUUAUUUGAUGGACAUGCUGGGGUUGGAGCAGCUAUUUGUGCAGCUAAUCAACUACAUCAUGUUUUACAUCAAAGAUUAGUUGAUGCUCAAGAUGAUUUGUGGAUACGAUUUUUAGAAAAUGAAAAAGGUAAUAGUAGGCACGAAUUGGUUAUUGGAGCUUUAGAAAUGGCUUUUUCUACAAUGGAUGAUAUAAUCAAAGAUGAACUGAUUAGGAAACAAAGUAAUGGUGGGUGUACAGCAAUUGUAGCAAUAUCCAUACUGGGUAGUGUAUAUGUAGCAAAUGCUGGUGAUUCUCGAGCGAUAAUUUGCUCAGGAAAUAAUUAUAAACCACUUUCUAAUGAUUUUACUCCAGAAACUGAAAAAGAACGUAUUCAACAAUUAGCUCAAAUGAAACCCCACUUAUUAGGCAAAUAUUAUACGUUUAUUGAAUAUAUAAGGCAACCAAAAAUGAAAGAUCUUGGAAAGCGUAUUUUAUUUAGAGACGCUUUUAUGAAAGGUUGGUCUUAUAAAACUAUUGUUCAGGAAGAUUUAAAACCAUCGUUAAUUACCGGACAAGGAAAACGAAGUCGUGUAAUGGGAACAAUCGGUGUAACACGAGGUUUUGGAGAUCAUGAUUUGGUAUCAGUGUAUCAACGCAUCCCGAUAAAACCAUUUUUAAGUUGUCAUCCGGAAGUUCAAGUACUCGAUUUGUCGACAACAAAACCACAAGACGUUUUAGUAAUGGGAACGGAUGGUUUAUGGGAUGUUCUCGAUGGUAAUGGUGUUUCAAAAAUUAUAACCGACGUAAUGGAAAUUUUCGAUGGUAGAGAAUUAUACGUUAGCGCUGCCACGUGUUUAGUGGGCGCUGCACGUGGUACUCUUAAAGAACAUCAAUGGUUAAUGAAAAGCGGGAAAUGCGCGUCAGUUGAUGAUAUUUCGGUUUUUGUAAUUCCAUUGUAUUCGUUAGCAACGGAUCACGUAAAAAUGAAAGAUUCGUUAGAUUUAGAUGCUUUAAGGUUGGAAUACGGGGUUUUAAAACAAGAAAACCCGCCGGUUGAGAUAAUAAAUAAACAAGAUUACGUAGCUAGUAUAGUAAAAAAAAUUAAAUCAACUCAGAAUAAUGAUAAUAACCAAGAAAAUGAAUCCGACAUGUGCAUUGUUACCGCAAACGUUGAUUGGAAUGAUAAACAGCUCAAUUUCGAUGUAACAGGAAACCUUCCCUCAAAUAACGAACAAUUUUUAUUGAUUAACAUCAACUCGAUAGACGACGUACAAUUUUCUAAUCAAAAGGAGGAAGUCAAAAAAGUUAAAAGGAUCCGCACCCGCUCAUUUCCAAGUUCCGAUCUAACUAAUAUUCAACAUAAUAGCGAAAUCAAUCCUAGCAAUACUGAGGAAUUAGAUAAAAUGGUUUAUAUGAUUAACUUAAAAACUAAACGCGAAGCUGAUUCAAAAUAAAUUGAAUUUAAAUACAAAAUAAGUAAUAAAUAAAAAAAGAUGGAACACACUUGAAUGUUUUGUGUUUCAUUUUAUGUUGUAAACAAAGGCUGUUGAAGAUGGGUAUUUAUUAAUCUUUAGUGUUAAUAAGAAUUUCUUUUUAGUUAUUUUUUAAAUAUUUAAGCAAUUCUUUUUCUGUUAUUUUGGUAAUUUUAUUUUGCAAAAUUUAAAAUGUAAUUCACAUUCCGAGCACUUUUACGUAUUUUCUAUAGAUAGUUUGUUUUAUUUUUUGGAUUCUCUUCCGUAUCAACUUUUUGUACUUAUUCAUUUUGUUAUUUAUUUAAAUAUAAAUG